AGACAUCAACCAAUCUCAUCAUACAAAAGAACGAAAAACAUGACCUCAGACAAUCUUGUAGUGCUCAAUGCUCUUGACACAGCACGUACCCAAUGGUACCAUGUCACCGCCGUUAUCAUUGCUGGAAUGGGUUUUUUCACAGAUGCAUAUGAUCUCUUCUGUAUCACCACUGUCUCCAAACUUUUAGGUCGUUUAUAUUACUACGACCCAACUACCCAUGCCCCUGGCAAAUUGCCUCACUUAGCUAACAAUUGCGUUAGUGGAGUUGCUCUAGUUGGUACUCUAUCUGGCCAGCUUGUUUUUGGCUGGCUAGGAGAUAAACUCGGUCGAAAGAAAGUCUAUGGACUCACUUUAAUCCUCAUGGUCAUUUGUGCACUUUCCUCUGGCUUGUCCUUUGGGUAUGACGGAAAAGUUGUGAUAGGGACACUCUGUUUCUUCAGAUUCUGGUUGGGAUUUGGCAUUGGAGGAGAUUAUCCUCUUUCUGCUACGAUCAUGUCCGAAUAUGCUAAUAAGGCAACUCGUGGGGCGUUCAUUGCUGCAGUGUUCGCUAUGCAAGGAGUUGGGAUCAUUUUUGCUGGUCUUGUUUCGAUGAUUAUUUCCAAACUUUUUCUGAUGAAAUAUGGAGGUACACCGUUUGAUGUGGAUGAAAUUUUGUCCACGGAGCCCGAGGCAGAUUACGUUUGGCGGAUCGUGUUGAUGCUCGGGGCUCUUCCGGCUCUUCUUACCUAUUAUUGGCGAAUGAAGAUGCCUGAAACAGGGCGUUACACUGCAAUUAUUGAGGGCAAUGCUAAACAAGCAGCGAUUAACAUGGGGAAAGUUCUUGACAUUGAAAUUCAAGAAGAAGGUGAUAAGUUGGCCCAAUUCAAGGCAGCUAAUGAAUACCCUUUACUCUCCAAUGAGUUCUUCCAGCGCCAUGGGCUUCACUUAAUAGGUACAAUGAGUACUUGGUUCUUGCUAGACAUAGCCUUCUACAGCCAAAACCUCACACAAAAGGACAUAUUUCCAGCCAUGGGACUUACUAGAAAAGCCAGUACGAUUUCCGCUUUAAGGGAAAUGUUUGAGACAUCGCGUGCCAUGUUCGUGAUUGCCUUGUUCGGUACUUUCCCUGGUUACUGGUUCACGGUAUUCUUCAUUGAAAAAAUCGGGAGAUUUAGAAUACAAUUGAUGGGGUUCUUCAUGAUGUCUGUUUUCAUGGCAAUCAUCGGAAUCAAAUACGAUUACCUAAGGACUGAAGAUCACAAAUGGACAUUUGCAACUCUUUAUGGUUUAACUUUCUUCUUUGCCAAUUUUGGGCCCAACUCAACCACAUUCGUUCUCCCCGCGGAGCUGUUCCCUACAAGGGUGAGAUCCACUUGCCACGCAUUAAGCGCGGCUUCUGGAAAGGCAGGGGCAAUGAUUAGUGCAUUUGGGAUACAACAGUAUACGCAAGAUGGGAACGUUAAAAAAAUCAAGAAAGCCAUGAUACUGUUGGCCGUCACAAAUAUGGUUGGAUUUUGCUGCACAUUCUUGGUGACUGAGACGAAAGGGCGGUCAUUGGAAGAAAUUUCGGGGGAGGAUGGCAGGCAGAAUGAGACACAAAUGAAGACUAGCAAACCUGUUUCUGGCCACCACGAUGAUGGAUGGGAAUGAUAAAAGGAUAGUACAUUGUCAAGUUUAUAUAUCACUUUGAGCAAUACGUAAUCACAUAUGUAGGAAAUGGGUCAAUAAACAGGCGAAGAACCGAUUAACUGGUUUGUCGUUCACGGGGUGUCACCCCGUGUUGUGCUUUUUAUCUUCAA
This is a messenger RNA of Lycium barbarum (goji berry), 1778 nucleotides long. Its product is annotated as low affinity inorganic phosphate transporter 4. NCBI's taxonomy places the organism in Eukaryota, Viridiplantae, Streptophyta, Magnoliopsida, Solanales, Solanaceae. The coding region runs from base 40 to 1629 and encodes 529 amino acids. Gene Ontology annotation, molecular function: transmembrane transporter activity. Gene Ontology annotation, cellular component: membrane. Gene Ontology annotation, biological process: transmembrane transport. The transcript has a single exon. The record is from RefSeq and is a predicted model, not a curated record.